AUGCAGUCUCCAGCUGACCCCGCCGCCAGCAGCAGCAGCAGCAGCAGCAGCGGCGAGCCAAAGACGCAGUCUCCAGCUGUCCCCGACGCCGCCGCCGCCGCCGCCGCAGCCAGCAGCGACCUCCAGGCCCUCAAAGGACAGAUCAGCCUCCUCACAGAACUUGGCAACCGUGUAGAGAGCCUGCGACAAACGCCAUCCUAUCUGCGGCUGGGAGCCGUCGCCCCUUCGACGUCCCCGAUUGCAAGCAAUGUAAGCCCGGCGUCACAGGCAGCGCUCAUUAGCCACGGCUUCGAGGGCAUCAAACUCUUUCUGGAAAAAGUCCAGUCCGAUCCCGUCCAGGACGUCCUCAGGAAAGCGAGCGAGAGCGAGGCCGAGGACAAGCGCAACCUCGACUUCAACCACCCGCGCAGAAAUCUGAAACACAACAGACAGCCGUCGCCAGACUCGCCCCAGCCCUAUCGCACCUUGCAACCUAAAACGUCCCUAUUCCCCCCGGACGAUGCUGCGGCGCCAACGCCAUUACGGGUCGAUGAUCUCGUCCAUUACAUUCGCUCGUACAACACGACCAACGCCCAUCGCCUCCACGUCUGGACCGCAACGCCACGGCCGAGCAGAUUAAAUCUGCCGAGCGAGCUCAUGGUCCGCUUCACCAUACGCGACGUCGUGACCGUCUAUCUGACGCUGGGCAGCAUGCCCCCUGAGUCCACCAUUGUCGUCGAGGGUGCGACCGCCUUCGGACCUCGCGAAAAGAAGCCGCCGCACUCGCAAUCGAGCUACGUGGUGUACCAGCGACUGUCGCAGCACCUCGCAAAAAUGCUGCAGUCCAAGCCGCAGGCGUCCUUCCAGUUGGUCAUGGUGCUCCUCGCCUCCUAUGAGGAUCUGUUCGUGCGACGGUGCAGCGCCUGCCAGCGGGUCACGUCUGCGGAAGGGCACCUUCCGCCCGCGGCCCGCGUCUGGGUGCCCAGCGAACGCGAGGGGGAGGAGGGACACUGGGACGCGAAGCAUCCGUCGUGUCUGCAGUCGUAG
Molecule: messenger RNA, 1026 nt
Organism: Phanerochaete carnosa HHB-10118-sp
Lineage: Eukaryota; Fungi; Basidiomycota; Agaricomycetes; Polyporales; Phanerochaetaceae
Exons: 4
Coding region: 1-1026 (341 amino acids)
Cellular component (GO): mediator complex
Source: RefSeq, a predicted model, not a curated record